AUAUACUGAACAAUCGCUGUUAUCGCCGAGUAAGCGAUGGCGGCGGGGGCGAUGACAUCUGGAUUUCAAGGGAGAAAUGGGUAAAGGACUGCAAUGGUCGAGAGUUAGCACGAUCAGUCAAAGACAGAAAACACGAUACUCCGGGGUCGGGAGCCACGAAGCUGAGGGUAAGGGAAGUGACUGUCACGCGUCAAGAACCGGCUUUUCCAGUGGCGCUUCCCAGUGAGACAAUUAUCAUGGCUAAAUCGGUAAGCCCCUCUAAGGGGGGAGCAGCCCGAGGUCGUCCAAAGACGAAGAUCCAGGAACGUAAGGAAAGUGGUGCCGCUGAGCCUCGCGGAAAAUCUGCAGGAAGAUCAAAGAGCCGUGGUCGUAGUCCUACUCCCAAGGUUACCAAAGAGACCAAAAGGAAGUCGAGCACGAGUGCCAAACGUGCUUCCUCAAAGUCUCAAGCCUCCCGUGGAAGGUCUCAAUCGAGGUCGAGAAAAUUCGAGCCUAAACAGCGCUCCAGGUCGGCGAGCAGGAAAUCAGUACCACGCAGGUCCGCCGCUGUUGAGAAACCUCUUGAAAAAGAAAAGAAGGAAACCUCAGUGGCUCGCUCGCGUCGCAGCGUCGCAGCACCGCGUGAAGCGUCCAAGCCAAGGUCAUCCGUUUCGGCGGCUAGUGAUGCCCCGCUCACACGAUCAGCUAUUUCAGGAGAUAAAUCGCCGUAUCCGAAGACGUCAAAGGUCGUUGACUUUUUUGCCAAAUUCAAUAAACAGGUGAAGGCCUUCGGAUAUCGACGUACCUUCGUUGCCACCUGGUGGCUGCUUUCAUUUCCUGUUUUCGUACUCGGCCUGCAUCUGCUAUGUAGUAGGGAUAAUUGCUAUAUCCGAUUCAACCCGACGAUCCCGAAGGCACUUCGUGUGUACGCCGACCCGCUCGUCCUCGGCUAUGGUGCAGGUGUCGUUGCUUUGCAGUGUUUGCUUUCGGCGCUACCCGUGGGUCGACAGGUGCAUGGGUUCGGCUACCGCCGCAUUAGUCAUCUGUACCGAAGCAAUUCGCUUUUGUGUUUGGUAGUUAGUGUGGCACUAUUCUGCGUUGGAGUAUUCUACCUACGUUUACCUAAUACGUUAAUCUUGCAAACGCAUCGUUUCAAGUGCGUGUCUGCAGCCACUCUGCUCUCGUUCAUCAUAUCUUUAGUGCUUUAUGCAAAGUCCUUCAUUCGUGUAUCACGCAGCCUCAAUCAUGGUUCUCCAUGCUCGCCUGGUAUUCAAGGUAAUUAUAUCCACGACUUCGUUCAUGGCCGCGAAGUCUCACCAAGGAUUGGACGCACUUUCGAUCUCGGACUCGUGCUUGUUCGGGCUGGAAACUGCAUCUGGGUUCUUGCAGUUCUUUCGGCUUGUAUAUUUGCUCGCACUCCCAGUGGCUUAAUUUUCGGUAUGAGCUAUUCAGUGGCUCUGGUUAGUUUUCUGCAGCUGCUUUACGUUUUCCUCGGCAGUUUGAACGAGGUGUAUCAGCUAAAAUCAGCAUUUAUUCAGCAAGGUGUCGGAUUCUUGUAUGUGUUUUCGACGAUCGUGCUUGCUCCAUUUUGCUCUACUCUUCCUCUCCGUUAUCUGGUUGAUGCCAAAGUUCCAGAUCUACCUCUACCGGCAUACCCCGCCAUCCUCCUCCUCUCCUUGAUCGGACUUUUCCUUAUUCAUUAUUCGAAUUCACUAAAAUACCACAAUGCCCGUUCGGGAGGAAAAACUUUGCGGCAUGGCCCAUGGAGCUUUGUUCGUCACCCGAACUACCUUGGCGAGCUGUGUUGCAUUCUGGCAUGGACCAUCCCCUGUGGCAAGACCCUAUUGCCGUAUGCGCACCUUGCAUUUGUGGCCCUUUUAGUUAUCUUCCGAAGCAUCAUGUGUGAGAAGGACACGAAUGCUGACUAUCGAAACUAUCAACAACAGGUGCGCUAUCGGGUCCUGCCACCCAUUUUUUGAUAAACUACAUGCACGUAUACACAUACUUUGUCCGCUGUUCACUAAACGAAUGAUAUAUCGAUCCGGCUAUAUUGGUUUAGAUUUUCAAUAACGAAACAAAAAUUAUCUACGGUAUAACACUGCGUUCUAGUUUCUGAAAAUUAAGACCGGAUAUAUUGAACCAUUUGUCGGAACGGAAUUGAAGAUCAAGAAAAGGCUUUCAAAAUGUUUAUGAUUGACUAUUUUAUGUUAGUCGGACAUUUGCCGACAAGUACAAGACAAACCUAGUUCGCGGCGGUAGCAAUUAACUGACUGAAUGAGGAAUUCAGCUCAUCAGCAACUAAGAUUACAUGAUUUUGUGCCUAACAAUCUACUGUGCUGAUAAGCAUUACUCGCGUGUGUAAGUUGUGUCUAUAAUUAUGAGGAAACUGAUGACAAUGAUGAUUAUGAUGCUAAAUAUUUAGUACUAGCUGAAAAUAUAUUUGUAAUGACUGUUCUAAGUGCGCACUGCAGUGUACAUAUGUAAGGUUAUAGGAUGGCGUUCGAGAACUGAGGGAGAAGGCUAAACAGAAGACGAAAACCAUUUUGAUUGAAUAGAAGUGGGUUAUAUUAAUUAUUACAAUACCUUUACAUUAUCCGAUGGAAGUUUGCAAUCGAGUUUUCAGUAAGAUAUUAGUAAGACCAAGUAACGUUAGUUGUGUCGUUCUUGCGAAAUAAAAGACCAACACAACGGUCAAUGUGACGAUAUAGCAAAAGUGGAUGACUUCUUUCCAAAAACAGACUAGUUUAGCACGAUCGCUGUCACACAAUCGCAGAUACAUAUAUACAUGCAUACAUCUCUCACUGUAUACAUUCAUUUUAUCCUCAUAAGCAGCCAGGCGGAGGGACGGAUGGAGGUGUGCCAUGAGGGUAGACACAGCGCUUCAAAGGAGCACGGAAAAAUGGAAGCAAUACACCACAAGUAGAAAUGGUUCUUUCUUAUUUUAGUAAUUGUAAUUGUACGACUGGGCGAUUGACGGUCAACUUGAGUGCUUAGUGUUUUUUUAAUAUUAAACAAAAUAAUGAACAGGAAAUCAUCUCGCAAGCGUUAAAAACGCAGUAGAUAAAAACACAGCAACCUUUGUGGCGCCGAAAGGUUGGUGCAGUAACAAAUUAUGGGGGCCGCUUGUUUAAAGUUAUUUUAUGCACUCUUCAAGUAUCUGUACAACGAACAGUACGACUAAAACAUGAUUACGCUAGUUCGACUGAUUGAAUGAACAUGUGUUAAAUGAAUGUUAUAUAUAUAUAUAUAUAUAUAUAUAUAUUUGUGUAAUUGGAGAGCCAAGCAGCUAUAAAAGGUAAUUGAAUUAAUAAAUAAACAUAUAUUAUCCAACCAACUUGUUGUAUCCAACCCGAUUUGGAACAGUUUCCCGCAAGCGCUGAAAUGUUCGAGAAAAUUUUUAAUUAAAAAAAUCUUGAAUGAACCAAGCCCUAAACAACAAUGAACGCUAUGAAAAGCGAAAGAAUAAAAAAAACUAGCACGCGACUAACGAGUUGCAAUUUAUUGUAAGUAUUGCUAGCCUCCAUGUUUCAAGUUUUAUAUCCGGUAUCGCCGUUUGGCAUUCCGUCAGACAGCUGCGCCUUAGCCCAGUAUAUUUUUGGUUCAUUUAAGAAAGAAAUUGAUUGAAUGAGGAUAAGUUGCGCCAUUUGUGAGCGUUCACCACCUCAGUCAGUUGACUUGCUGACUGUAAGUGCUACUACAACAAAGUGCCAAGAAAGGUUGGUUGACUAAGUCACAAUUUCGAGAACGGGCAAAUACCACAACAAAUAGCAGAACUCAAUAUAGAUAAAAGACUUAACAACAAUGGUUAGACUUUUGUUAAGUACAAAAGUGAUGAUAUGUGUCGACAAAAAAUUAAACUGUGCGUAGUCGGUCGCGGGAGAUUAAAAAAAAUCAACGAGUGUAUUAAUUUUAGUUAAUCCUUUUCCUAGUCAUUUCUUCCGUUUUUGUUUAUCAUUUUCUUUGGUCUUUGUAUAUCGUCUUUUUUUUUUUAAUUUGCUUAAUGUGCUUUUUCUUAAUAGUGGAAGUCCGUUUUUCUAAGCUCCUAGUAAAUAUUGGUUAUACUCUUAUACUCGAUAAUACUAUACACCACGCAUGUCAAAAUGCUUAACAUAUACAAGUCACCUAAUUUAUCUUAUUUGAUUCCAAAUCCUCUUUCAUUGAGGAAUAUUAGUUUAUGAACGUCUUAAUCUAUUUUCUUGCUACCAUAAAUAGGUCUUACUUGUAGGAAACUGAAUCAUUUUUGAGCUAGUUAGGCUAAAGCGAUAGUUCUUUAAUGUGUUAGAAGUGGCGUUCCUUAUCUUUUACACACUUGGCGCUUUGACACCUUCUGGAUCAUAUAACUACUAUUCGCGUCCUUUUUUUUAUUUAGUUGUGGGUUCUCGACGUAAAAUGAUAAUGGGUU
Messenger RNA from Varroa destructor (honeybee mite), 4381 nucleotides. RefSeq lists its product as uncharacterized. Gene Ontology annotation, molecular function: Delta14-sterol reductase activity. Gene Ontology annotation, cellular component: nuclear inner membrane; endoplasmic reticulum membrane. The record is from RefSeq and is a predicted model, not a curated record. Gene Ontology annotation, biological process: cholesterol biosynthetic process. NCBI's taxonomy places the organism in Eukaryota, Metazoa, Arthropoda, Arachnida, Mesostigmata, Varroidae.